Messenger RNA from Doryrhamphus excisus (bluestripe pipefish), 3163 nucleotides. The record is from RefSeq and is a predicted model, not a curated record. NCBI's taxonomy places the organism in Eukaryota, Metazoa, Chordata, Actinopteri, Syngnathiformes, Syngnathidae.
GACCCGCAGCAGGAGAGGAAACAACCAACUUGCCGGGGUCUCAUCCUAGAGAUGCGCGCGCAAAACCUCUGAUUCCUCCUCCUCCUCCUCCUCCUCCUCCUCCUCCCCCCCAUCAUCCCUCACCUCACCGGGAACAUCCAAACAGCCUACGACGGGCAGGGAGGCAAGACGGGAGGCAGGAAGGAAGGAAGGAAGGAAGGAAGGCACGAAGGACAUACAGAGGAUUGACACAAGCCGGUCACGAUGCGCGGAUCUCCCCGCCACGGGACCCGCGUGGGACUGAUGGUGCUGCUGAACGCGCUGCUGCUGCUGCUGGCGUCGCGGGCUGCGGAGAGACAGGAGUCCACGGACCAUGUUGUGGUCCAGUUCCACGACGAGGCGCCGGAGGAGGACGCGCGCCAACUUGCAGCACAACACGGGUACCAGAGUGCACGCAAGGUUGCCUUCGGAAAGGGGCUCUACCACUUCUACCCCCAAGACGCUUCCAGGAGGCGGAGCAAACGUGGCGCCGCCAGCAGACAGCGGCUCCAAAACGACGGCAGGGUGAAGAAGGUUGUGGAGCAAGAGGGCUUCAGCCGCCAGAAGCGAGGCUACCGAAAUUUAAACGAGAUGGAAGUCAACAUGAGCGACCCGCUGUUCGCCAAGCAGUGGUACCUGAUCAACACGGGCCAAGCAGACGGGACGCCCGGCCUGGACCUCAACGUGGCCGAGGCCUGGCAGCUGGGCUACACGGGGCGAGGCGUCACCAUCGCCAUCAUGGAUGACGGCAUCGACUACCUGCAUCCCGACCUGGCAUCAAAUUACAACGCAGAUGCCAGCUACGACUUCAGCAGCAACGACCCGUACCCAUUUCCACGCUACACAGAUGACUGGUUCAACAGUCACGGAACCAGAUGUGCCGGGGAGGUGUCGGCGGCCGCCAACAACAACAUUUGCGGUGUGGGCGUGGCCUACAACUCCAAAGUGGCAGGCAUUCGGAUGUUGGACCAGCCAUUCAUGACGGACAUCAUUGAGGCGUCAUCCAUCAGCCACAUGCCCCAGGUCAUUGACAUCUACAGCGCCAGCUGGGGGCCCACCGACGACGGCAAGACCGUGGACGGCCCCCGAGAGUUGACCCUUCAGGCUAUGGCUGAUGGGGUCAACAAGGGCCGAGGAGGGAAGGGCAGCAUCUACGUGUGGGCAUCAGGAGAUGGCGGUAGCUACGAUGACUGCAACUGUGACGGUUACGCCUCCAGUAUGUGGACCAUUUCCAUCAACUCGGCCAUCAACGAUGGACGCACGGCGUUGUACGAUGAGAGCUGCUCCUCCACCCUGGCGUCCACCUUCAGCAACGGACGCAAGAGGAACCCGGAGGCUGGCGUGGCCACCACAGACCUGUACGGGAACUGCACGCUGCGUCACUCGGGAACAUCGGCGGCGGCUCCCGAGGCUGCCGGCGUCUUCGCUCUGGCCCUGGAGGCUAACCCGGAGCUGACAUGGAGGGACAUGCAGCACCUCUCAGUGCUGACCUCCAAGAGGAACCAGCUCCACGACGAGGUCCACCAGUGGAGGAGGAACGGCGUGGGCCUGGAGUUCAACCACCUGUUCGGCUACGGCGUGUUGGAUGCGGGCGGCAUGGUGAAAAUGGCCAAAGAGUGGAAGACGGUGCCCGAGCGGUUCCACUGCGUGGCCGGAUCCAUCCAGGAGAACCAUAAAAUCCAGUCCGGCACCAAGCUGGUGCUGGCCAUCCCAACCGAGGCCUGCCAGGGCAAGGACAACUUCGUGCGCUACCUGGAGCACGUCCAGGCGGUGAUCACCGUCAACGCCAGCCGCCGCGGCGACCUCAACAUCAACAUGACCUCGCCCAUGGGCACCAAGUCCAUCCUUCUGAGCCGACGGCCCCGCGACAACGACUCCAAAGUGGGCUUCGACAAGUGGCCCUUCAUGACCACCCACACCUGGGGCGAGGACCCGCGUGGGACCUGGGUGCUGGAGGUGGGCUUUCACGGCGACGAGCUCCAGCGGGGCGUCCUCAAGGAGUGGACUCUCAUGCUGCACGGAACACAAAGUGCGCCUUACAUCGAGCAGAAGGUGCGCGACUACCAGUCCAAGCUGGCCAUGUCCAAGAAGGAGGAGCUGGAGGAGGAGCUGGACGAGGCCGUGGAGAGAAGCUUGAAGAGCUUGCUGAGUCAAAACAACUGACGCCCCGCCUGCAUGCCCCCAACUCGCUCUCAUCUCGUCCUGACCCCCAUCUUUCUCUUCUGCCCCCCCCCCCCACUCUGCUUUUUCUACAUUCAAUGAAUGUUCAAUGUUAGCGACUCCAGUGUAACCUUCAGUAACCUUCACAGAGGAACAUCAUCAUUUUUACACUUGAACAGAACUGUACAUAACGCUCCGGCUUGAUCGCCCCGCCCCGCCUCCCUCUCUCUCUCUGUUGUACAGUUUGUGACUGUGAAGGAUUCCGUGUCCUGCCAACGGAGCGCUGAUACUUUUACUUCUGUUGAUAUUUUUGUGACAUGCUCCGUUCGUACGAACGCGGAGAGGAACGUGUCCUUCAUCUGCAGCCUGUGCUUGGCCUCCUUCCAUGUGCUCUCAUAAUAAACAUAUUUAGCUGUUUAUUAAAGCGCUCCAGUCAUUUGGAAGCACGGCUGCUGUUACGGGGGGCUCGGGUUCAGAUAUCAAAGUACAGCUGCUGGGACCGGUUGGACCAGUUGGACCAGUUGGAUCCAGACACGGGGCCUCGCCGCUGACCCACAUAGGGGAGAGGUACCACCUGAAAACAGCAUGGCGGCGUUGGCACUUCCUAGUUGGAGGCUUCUUCCUUCUGCCAGGUUAUGGACCGAAGUCCAGCGCUGACCUUUGAGACUCUUCCAGACUCUCAGCGAGUCCAAGUGGUCUCUUCUUGGACUCGCCAACCAACUGGUAGGUUUCACUGGCCAAUACAUCCCAUACUCUUCUAGCAUUACUCUUAAACCAAGUCUGGAGAUGCCAUUUUUAAAUAAUGCUGUGAAUAAUAAUGCAUUAAGGAUGCUAACUCGUUCAUUUAAUUAUGUUAAUUGAAUAUGUUUUUACCAUGGAGAUGGUUGCGUGUUGCCUUCAACUUUAUUCCUACCUGAAGACAUCGACAGAAAGGAUCCGACACCUUAUAUCUCCUACUAGCAAACACUUCCUCAUCCCCCCCCCC